This is a messenger RNA of Lepus europaeus (European hare), 735 nucleotides long. Its product is annotated as histone H2AX. Gene Ontology annotation, biological process: DNA damage response. Gene Ontology annotation, molecular function: protein heterodimerization activity; DNA binding; structural constituent of chromatin. The transcript has a single exon. Bases 58 to 489 code for a protein of 143 amino acids. NCBI's taxonomy places the organism in Eukaryota, Metazoa, Chordata, Mammalia, Lagomorpha, Leporidae. Gene Ontology annotation, cellular component: nucleosome. The record is from RefSeq and is a predicted model, not a curated record.
UUGGCUGUUGGGGGCUUCCGUCCGGGCGUCGCUCCGUGCCGUUCUACCUCGCGCACCAUGUCCGGCCGCGGCAAGACCGGCGGCAAGGCCCGCGCCAAGGCCAAGUCGCGCUCUUCGCGCGCCGGCCUGCAGUUCCCCGUGGGCCGUGUGCACCGGCUGCUGCGGAAGGGCCACUACGCCGAGCGCGUGGGCGCCGGCGCCCCGGUGUACCUGGCGGCCGUGCUCGAGUACCUGACGGCCGAGAUCCUGGAGCUGGCGGGCAACGCGGCGCGCGACAACAAGAAGACGCGCAUCAUCCCCCGCCACCUGCAGCUGGCCAUCCGCAACGACGAGGAGCUCAACAAGCUGCUGGGCGGCGUGACGAUCGCGCAGGGCGGCGUGCUGCCCAACAUCCAGGCCGUGCUGCUGCCCAAGAAGACCAGCGCCACCGUGGGGCCGAAGGCGCCCUCGGGCGGCAAGAAGGCCACGCAGGCCUCGCAGGAGUACUGAGGGGCCGCCCGCCCCGCGCCACCACAAAGGCCCUUUUAAGGGCCACCACCGCUCUCACGGAAAGAGCUGAGCCACGGCCGCUGCCCCUCCCCCGCGCCGCGCACCUGCACGCGCCUCGGGCCGGGCUCGUGACUCAGCCGCCCCACGCUGCGGGGCUGCGGCGCCUGCCGGGAGGCGGCCCAGGACUGGGGCACCCGUCUGCGGCUUCCCGGCCUCGGCGGGAGAUGCGCUGCCCGGAGGACUGCC